AUGGUGGUCAUGAGGCGGCAUCAAAACCCGCACCCGCAACAUCACGCGAACAACGACGAACACGACUCCGACCACCAGUUAUCCUUACGAGCCAAACGAAAUCGAGCGGCCACAUUACACGACCAGCAAGAGCUUCACAAACGUCGCAAACUAGGUGACAACCACCCACAGAAGCUACGCAUCCCUGUCCGUGCUCGUGCUGUUGUGCCCAAAUUCGAGCCUGCGCCCGCUCCAGAACUUCCGACCCCGGCUACCUCGAUCGAUUCGCCCACCCCGAAGCCACAAUAUGAUCAAUUCAGGAGAGUCGAGGAGAAAGCUAGAGCCUCGAUCCGCGACCAUGACCAUGAGGAUACUAAACACGAUGAACGUAGGAAACUGCGUUCUGAGCAUGGAGGCUCUCGAUCCAAAACAGAGCUUGCUCAAUACUUUCCCAACUUCGAGGAGAUGCUCAGUCUCGAACCCUCAGAUCCAGGUCAGUUCAAACCUAGCUUCUUCAGUCUGGCCCUUUCGUUGCUUAUACAUCCUACAGCAGCCUUGACCGGCCGUACCAAGAUCAUCCUCAUUGAUAAUACGCCGAACUUUGUGCCACCGCCUGGCCGGGACGACCCAUUCGGCACCCAUAAGCCGUUACAUAACGCGCAAAUAAUUGAUCUGCCAUCUUUGAAGGCGCCCAGGCGUGCAGCAGCACUAGACCCCCUAGGCGGGGAUGCGUAUCUCAAGAUCCAUCGCAAGGCUGAAAGGCACGAGAAGCAGAUGAAGAAUGGUGACCGGGAACGUGCACAACACGAGAAAUAUCAGCUGGAGCGUCUCCUUGAUGAUCUACGCGGCCCUGACUGGCUCAAGACUCUUGGUAUCUCCGGCAUCACCGAGACUGAAAAGAGGCGAUACGAACCUAAACGGUCUCUCUUCGUUCGUGAGACACAAGCAUUGAUCAACAAGUUCAAGUGGUGGAAGGAAGAGGAGAAGCGCCGAAAGGUGGAACGCGAGCAAGCUCUUGCUGAAGAAGCCGCUGAACUUGAAGCUGAAGACGUAUCAGAGACUGGCGGAAGCAGCCAGCGAAGUGCUUCGACUCAACCGCCCAACUCGAGUGAAUUGGACGCUCUGGCAUCUCAGCAGUUGCUCGAGGAGGCCAAGUCUGCCAACAAGCGCAGGAAAACGGCUCCCCCAGAUGUGGUUCCACCCCCUCCACCUGUACAUAAGCCAUUCGUUUCCUUCUUUGCCAAGAAGCACCUCAGGGAUGCCGCCGUGUCCGGACGGCAGCGUGGUCGAACGGUCCUUGCCUUUGGCCACCCCAUCCCGGAUCUUGGAGAGCAGGAUUUCAUCUUGCCCGAAGAGUAUCGGACCGAAGAUGCAAUCAAGUCAAGUCAGAGGUCCCGCCGCCGGCGGAAAAGGGACACGGAGAUAUGA
Messenger RNA from Cyphellophora europaea CBS 101466, 1407 nucleotides. RefSeq lists its product as uncharacterized. The transcript has a single exon. NCBI's taxonomy places the organism in Eukaryota, Fungi, Ascomycota, Eurotiomycetes, Chaetothyriales, Cyphellophoraceae. Gene Ontology annotation, molecular function: histone acetyltransferase activity. Gene Ontology annotation, cellular component: SAS acetyltransferase complex. The record is from RefSeq and is a predicted model, not a curated record. The coding region runs from base 1 to 1407 and encodes 468 amino acids.